Molecule: messenger RNA, 1555 nt
Organism: Dendroctonus ponderosae (mountain pine beetle)
Lineage: Eukaryota; Metazoa; Arthropoda; Insecta; Coleoptera; Curculionidae
Exons: 2
Coding region: 713-1540 (275 amino acids)
Source: RefSeq, a predicted model, not a curated record
CCAGUCGGUAUAUGAAAGAAAGUCUAGCUGUACAGUUGAUACAGUUCUGGUGCUUCAACUGAUUCCCGUUCGUAGCCACACAAAACAGCAGUAAUAGCUUCACAUCAACCACAAGGCCUUGUCUCUGAUUAGAUGGUCAAGAUGCCUUGAUAGACGGAAUCCUGCGUAAGAUGAAGACUUUCAUGAGAAGAUUGUGCAGAAAGCACCUGUUACGUGUCGCUGCUGCGGUACGGAAUGUCCUAGAUAACAAGCGUCCAUCGCAAGAGCCUACUAUAUUAUGCUGAUUUCUUCAGACCGGAAAAAAUUGCUUCCGUCUCGAAACAUUUGAUAAGCUAUUUGAUUUUUUUUGUAAAAGUGACCAUUCGUCUCAACCAUGUGGAAAUUAUCCAUCCUCGAUCUCUGAAAUUUGCAUGCAAAAAGGGGAGAAGAGGCAGCAAGAACCCGAGCGAACAAAUUUUGUGAAAAACAUAGUUUUCCGGCCUGAACGUCUACAUACGAGCGAUGGUCAUCCAAUGGGUCAGCGAAGCAGCUACUAGAGCUCAUCUAGGGGUACCAGCAAGCGAUGCGCAAAUGUUAGAUGGUGCACUCGAACCACUUUGGUGCGAAGCUCCGGCUCCGGUUCGCAUUGGUACUCCGUUAGUUGCGUCGCGUUUGGUCCGGCCAAGGCUAACAUGGUUUUUCAAAUAUUCUAAUCGAACACACGAAGGAAAAAAUGAACAAAACCAGUUGGAAGAACUACGCAAAGAGCGGCGGACUGGCUUUGUGCGACACCUUCAAGGCGAACUCUUUGGAUAGCUUGGCAAACUCGUCGCAUCACUCGGAAAGUGUGAGUGAGGAGAGUCAGGACUCUGACUCGGGAGUGGACGGGAAAGUCAGUAACACGUUCCAAGUGAAAUGUGAGGUUUACGCGCAGGAUGCCUGUGGUAGUACUAGGUCGUGGACGAAAUCCGAAUCGAGCAACUCAGAAACAUCAUACGAAUACGUAGCUUCUGAGUUUCUGGGCAGUGAGAGCCGCUAUGAGAGCAAACCGUGCACCAGUCCCGAUAAGCGAAGCGAGCAAAAUGUUCGCAUGGAAACCAUCCCCGAAGAAUACGAGCCCAAAGUGUCUGUCAAAGAGAUCCUGGCUCGGUUCGAGAAUUUGAGGGACGCGAAGCAGCAGCUGGGCGAGGCGAAGAAGGACCGGAACAACAACGGAUUGGUGGCGGAGAACAGGAACUUGAAAAAAGCGAAGAAUGCCGACGUGGUGAUUGUGAAGGAGCACAAGAAAAGCGCCUCCAAAGAGGGCAAACCGCUGAAGGAGAAGAAGCAGGAGGCCAAAGUUUAUGCCUCCAGUACCAGCGUUUUGGAUCUAGUCAGCCAGGUUUCAGAGCAAUGUGAAACAGUCGAAAAGGACAGUGAUAAGAUAGGGUGUUUCGGCAUUGGCUCCUCCUCCAGUUCGACUAGUGCUUCGAGUAGCUGCAGUGCGUCUUCCGGCGGCCAGUUUUCUGGCGAUUCCGGCACCGGAUCCGCCGAAAAAGAGGUAAAUUUCACAAAAAUCUAAAAUCAACUGAUGCCA